Messenger RNA from Beta vulgaris subsp. vulgaris (sugar beet), 755 nucleotides. RefSeq names its product outer envelope pore protein 16, chloroplastic. Gene Ontology annotation, molecular function: amino acid transmembrane transporter activity. The record is from RefSeq and is a predicted model, not a curated record. The coding region runs from base 175 to 600 and encodes 141 amino acids. The transcript has 6 exons. Gene Ontology annotation, cellular component: chloroplast outer membrane. NCBI's taxonomy places the organism in Eukaryota, Viridiplantae, Streptophyta, Magnoliopsida, Caryophyllales, Amaranthaceae. Gene Ontology annotation, biological process: protein import into chloroplast stroma.
AUUGGGAAAUCAUGAUACAAAAUUAGAGCCGUCCAAAUUCCACCAUCAUUUUUCAAUUCCAUCACACAUUUCAAUAUUUCAUCCUAACAUUACAUUCCAACUUCACUCCAGUCAUCUACAUUCCCACACUCACAAUUUAGCCACAGAAAACCCAACAAACAAAGAAAGAGAAAAAUGCCUAGAACUGGCAUUGCCAAAGUUAACGUUGUUGUUGACACUGGUAACCCUUUGUUGGACCGUACUGUUGAUGGCUUCUUCAAAAUUGGCACUGUUGCAGCCACCAGAGCAGCUGCUGAAGAUGUAUACCACAUUGCUAAGAAAGGAAGUCUUUCAACUAAGAAUGUUGAGGAAUCACUGAAAAAGAUGUGCAAAGAAGGAGCAUACUGGGGAACCAUAGCCGGUGUCUAUACUGGGUUGGAGUAUGGAGUAGCAAGGGUCCGUGGUACCAAUGACUGGAAAAAUGCGAUGAUUGGGGGUGCUCUGACUGGGGCUCUGGUAUCUGUAGUGACCAAGGGUAGCAAUGACAAAAUUGUGAUGGAUACUCUUACAGGAGCUGCAGUCGCCACUGCUGCGGAGUUCAUCAGCUAUGUCCGUUAUUAAGACAGUCCAAAUCUCUUGUGUAUAUUGGGAAGAUAACUUCAUGCUUCAAUUCUUCCUUUCGAGGUUUCCAAAAUAAGUAAACACUGAUGACUAGCACAGUUGGAAUGUGUCAAUGAAAAUUUUCGUCCUAUGGAAUGUUAAUUACUGUCUGGUCA